Molecule: messenger RNA, 4202 nt
Organism: Austrofundulus limnaeus
Lineage: Eukaryota; Metazoa; Chordata; Actinopteri; Cyprinodontiformes; Rivulidae
Cellular component (GO): nucleus
Source: RefSeq, a predicted model, not a curated record
CAGGAGCAGCAGGAGCAGCAGAGACUUCUCACAGCAUCUGGACAGAAACGGGUCGUUCACAGACAGAUGUUGAACUAAAUGAAACUGAACUCCACCCAAUGGCGUGCUACUACAUCGUGAUCAGUUCCACCCACCUGCGUGACGGACAGCUGAGGAGCAUCAAGGGGGUCUUCAGGGGGCCAAUAGGAGCCAGCGGACAAAGAAACACAGAAGAAGGAGACUCCAGGUUUUACUGCAAGCUGUGUGACAAGAAGUAUGUGAGACACCAGCAGUACGAGAACCACAUUAACUCCUACGACCAUCACCACAAGCAGCGCCUGAAGGAGCUGAAGCAGAGGGAGUUUUACCGAGCGCUGGCCUGCAGGAGGCAGAGGAGGAGAAGAGAGGAGAGACGAGAGGACAGAGCUCAGAGGAGACUCCUUCAGCAUGACAGGAGGAGGACUGGACAGUGUGCUUCAGGUUCUGGUCCCAUGUUCCGGUCCACCACCGUGGCAAUCGACACAGCAAAUCAGUCUGGGCCAGACUCGGAGCGGAACUGGGCUGAUUUCCACGCAAGUGGCGCCACACAGGGAACAAAGCCUCAGAACCAGUCGAUCCAACCCUUCCUCCCCUUGGAUCCCACACUGGAAACCAGACUUCUGAGCAACACACAGUGGCCAUUUGAUGGAACUGAUGCCAACAUCUCCCCAGGAGCUGCUGGUGAAUCCUGUUUCCUGAAGAAGACCCACGUGGACCUCACAACAAACCACACAAUGAACACGGGAAACAAAAACUGGACCAACACCAGCCUAUUUCACAAGCGUCCUUGGGCACUGAAUUAUGUAAACCCCAGAUCUUCCAGUGAUAUCCCAACAUGUGACACUGACAAACCUCAUGGGUCAUAUUUCAACAGGACAGUAGCAAUCAACGGCUGCAAGGACCCCACCACCACAACAACCACCGGCAGAGCAAUCGGCACAACUUCAGACAUCCCGUCGGGCCCCAGCAGAGUCCGACCCGUGUCCUUCUCACUGCCCAAACGAAGCUGUGUCCUUCUGCACCAAUCAGCCGCCGUCUUUAUUCAAACUGGACGAGGGAAACAAGACGGUGUGACGGCGCAGGACAGGAUGAAAACCCCCCAGCAGCAGCUCAAGUCUCCAUCGUCUGCAGAUGUAGAUGCUGUAUGUGUCGAUCACUGCCUCACUGUCAACCCCUGCUGCAGGAAAACUGAGUCUGCUGAGAGAGGCCCAUCAGCACGGCCUGGGACUGGAGCUCAGGCUUCUUCCUGUAACUCCACACUAACUGUACCUGAGAGCACUGGUGGGAGUGGAGCCCAGCGCUCUUUAUGCAAUGAAAAUGGGACCACAGCCCAAGUCGGCAGUGGCUGUCAGAAUGGAACAGAUCCUAAUUUAAACAGUGAAAUACCAGAACAGAUUUCAGAUUCAAUACAAAACGCCUCUGAGGGUGAAAUUCACCAGCAGGAGUUAUAUUUGCCCCAAGAAGAGAAAGAUCUGUUUGGUCCUGAAACAAACGAGCCUAAAAGUUCUGUGUCUGCUGUUUUAAUGGAGAACAAGGAGUCUCCAGCUCUGCCACCGCCAAAACAAUCAGCCUCCUUCAUGUCAAACUCUACAACUUCUACUUCCACUCCCCCAAACCGACCCAAAGAGCCUUUCUGUCCAGUCACGAGCCGUGACGGGAGAAGGGUUCUUCUCUGGCCCACGGAGAUGGUCAGCUACACCCAGACUUCCCCCUCCGUAUCCUACAGCGUCAAUCCUCUGCUGUACGACUUCAGAGCUCAUAACAAGGCCAAAGAAGGCAGCGCAGAAAAGAAGGAAGGGAGGGAGAGAAUAAAGCCAUCUGUGAUCAAACAACCCGACUGCCAGCAGAGGCACCCAGAUACAGGAGGAGGAAGUGAGGUGAAGAUAGAUGAAAGAGGAGAGGAGGCUGAAGGAGGACAGGGAGGAAAUCCUGUGGAAGUCGCCGACCGUUGUGACGGCAGCGACAAAAUUCUGGGUUGCUCCGGCUGCCGUGAUGAAAGCGCUUUAAAAUCAGUUCCCGCUCCUGCCGAGUGCAACCCUGCACCGGCACCGAGCCUGCUGAAAACAGCAGGGAGACGGAGGAGAAGGAGGGGAGGAGUGAGGAGAGGAAUGAGAAGGAAAGGUCGAAGGAAAAGAAGAGGAAAGACGGAGGGGAAAGAAUCUGAGAGGGGAAGAAGGAUAAGUCCUCAUUUUGUAAAUCAGAUGUUUGAAGAGAGAGGCGAGGAGAAGCUGAAAAGAGAGGGCAACGUAAAGGAGGAGAAGAAAGAUAAAGAGCUAUUAAGUAAUCUUCUUGCAAAUCGGUUAGCAGGAGGGAAAGAAAAGAAGAUGAGGGGAGAGGAGCGAAGGAUAAGAAGAGAUCAGUCAGAGCGAGAGAGGCCAGGCAGAAAUGACGAGAAGAGGGGAGAGCUAUUAAGUAAUCUUCCUGUGAAUGGGUGUAAUCGCUGUAACCAGCUGUGUGUGCAGGUGAACAGGGAGGCCAGCCAGCAUCAAUCCCAGCAAUCAGACUCUGAAUGGGGCCAGGGGCUCAGAAAGCCCCUCUGCAUGGGGGCGCCAUGCAACUCGGUGAUUAGCCCCGUCCCAGAGUCUGUUAUGGAGACGCCGUGCUGUCCUGCAAUUACACCUGACCCUGCUGGGGAUGACAAAGGGACGGGAGCGAUGCAGGGGAAUAUACAGGCAGGGAAGGAGGAAGGGCAGAGAAAUCUGAGGAGCAGCGAGAUAAGAGCCGCUCAGGAUGCUGAGGUAAACACGUGUAAGCCUGCGAUUAGCGGCGGUCGACACGCAGCGAGCGGCGGAGGAAUUUGUCUCGUUCUUAACGCUCACAGGGACGCAGCAGCCUUUCCCCGCGUCCCCGCUUCCUCCGGAGAAACAGUGUGCAGUCAGAGACAAACAACGCCUGCAGGACAGAGCGGUGCUGUGGCGGCUCAGAGCCCACGCUGCCACACACAACACACACACAAACUGACUAUUAGAUCGGCUUGCACGGACGUGACCCUCCGCUCGCUUCCAGAGACCCUGCAGAGAGCGAGCACCAAGAGGAAGGGAGGCUCUCCAGAGCCGGCCACGCCACGGAAGAGACGGAGGAGACAGACGGAGAGGGUUUUGACUCAGAAAGAGGACAGAAGUGAGGCCGGGUUUGAACCUGAGCUCAGUGUGAGCGAGGACUGCAAGGAUGCAACAAGUUCAGGUGACAUCUCUUUAAUCGACGGGACAAAAAGCUCUGUGUGUGCGGAAACGUUUAGCUGUGACACGGCUGACAAACCUGAACGCUGCUGCUGCUGCUGCCAUGACAGCCGCGGCGGCGCUAACCACCGCCGUCAGUUUCACUUUGAUCCGUGUGGAGGAACGGUGAUGCCUCCCGCUGACUGUCACACCUGUAACACACACACUCAGAGCGCACGGCGAGACAAAACAACUGAUUCUGCCACUUCUCGUGACGAUUCGUGCAACAAACAUGAUGCAGAUCAUGAGAAGAGCUGUCAGUUCCAUGAGGCUGAUGGGAGAGGUUUAACAGAGACCCUCUGCACAGACCCCUCUGUUCGUAGCACUAACAGCCUUUAUCAGAGUCCAAACAAACACGAGUCUUCUCCCUGCAAACCUGACGACCCGUUUGAUCAGAAUAUAACCGUUUCACAGGGACAGGUCCAAACCGACCCCCCAUCUGAUCCAGGAAGUGAUGUCAUCAGCUGCAGGGCUGCUGAUGCUAACGGUGGUCAGUGUGGUGGUCUCACUGCUACUCCUCAUUCUGACCGCUGCAGUAAAGAUGCUAACAGCAGCAGAAACAUACUCAUGAGGGAGCACAGAGAGGAGCACAGAGAGGAGCACAGAGAGGAGCACAGAGAGGAGCACAGAGAGGAGCAAAGAGUCACGGAGAGGCAGAGACGGGAGGAGGAGGAGAAACGGCAGCUGGAGAGGAAGAGGGUGAAGGAGAAGCAGGAGGAGUGGGUGAGGAGGAAGGAGCUGGAGCAGCUGUUCUCAGAGAAGAGGCAGCGCUAUCCUCAUCACCUCCCCUCACACCCACCUCCUGCUCCUCUUCCUCCUCCUCCUCUUCCUCACUCUUUCUAUGCCUCCUCUCCAAUUCCGCUCCUGGAUGCUCCCAGUGCGUUUCCCUUAGCAGCAGCGUUUCCUCACCCUCCCCUGUACCCCCCUGCAAACCCAGCAGUCCUGCCCCUGCAGGUCCUGUUCUAA